AUGGACAGCUCAAAGAUCAUCGCCUACAUCAUUGCCAUCAUCUUCCCUCCUCUUGCCGUCUUGAUGGCCAAGGGAGUCGGCAUGGACUUGGUAAUCAACAUCGUCUUGUGCAUCUUGGGAUGGUUCCCAGGUAUGCUUCAUGCUGCCUACAUUGUCUCCAAGAGCGAGUAG
Molecule: messenger RNA, 171 nt
Organism: Pichia membranifaciens NRRL Y-2026
Lineage: Eukaryota; Fungi; Ascomycota; Pichiomycetes; Pichiales; Pichiaceae
Exons: 1
Coding region: 1-171 (56 amino acids)
Cellular component (GO): membrane
Source: RefSeq, a predicted model, not a curated record